AUGUCUUCCCCCGCCGUGAGCAAAGCACCCCCCAAGUUGGGCUCUAAGGCCGGAACCCCCGCCAAAGGCCGCAAAGCCUCCGGCUCCAGCGCAGCGAGCAAACCCAGCACUGCCGCCGCCGCAAGCCCCAAACCCGCGAAGAAGACAACCACACCGCGAAAACUCUCCCAAAAAGCCCCCGAACCAGUCGACGACGACAUCGAAGAGCAAUCUAUCCCAGAAACUCCCUCCCCGAAGUCGAAGAAGCGCACCGAGCAGCGCCGCCCCAUCUCCCCACACGACGACGCCGCCUCCCAAGCCCCUUCCGCCUCCAGCUCCGCAGCCCCACAUGGUCGCGCCACCUCCGGCUUAACUGGCAAGGCUAAGGGCCUCGCUGGUAAGACGAAGGACACAGCUGAGCAACCUUCCGAGAGCGUUCAGAAUGGCGCCAAAGAUGCCACACAGACUGCCACCGAUAACCUGCCUGUGCCGUUUGACCUUUCUGCAUUGAAGGGUCUUGAGGUCGCCGAGGGUGGGAAUAUCCUUGGACAGGAUGGAAACCCCAUUGGCAAGGUUGUCGAGGGGGAUGCUGAGGAUCUUGUCGGAGAGACUGUUGGCGAUGACGGGGAGAUUGUCGAUGAGGAGGGCGAUCUGAUUGGUCGCGUUGAUAUCCUGCACGAGGUCGCGGACCAGGCUAAGAAUGCCGCCGAUGACGCUCAGGACAACGUUGGCGAGGUUGACCUCGAGAAUGUUGUUACGGAUCUCGCUCAGCUUGAAGGUCUUCCUGUUUCUGAUGGCGGUGUUAUCAAGAACGCUGCUGGUCAGAUCGUCGGCCGCAUUGUUGAAGGUGACCCAGAAGAUCUUAUUGGGUAUACCCUCAAUGAAGAUGGUGAGAUUGUCGAUGAAGAGGGCGAUGCCAUUGGCCGUGUUGAUCUGAUUCCUGUUGAGGAGCAGAAGAAGGCCAUUGAAGAAGCUGCCGGUGAUGCCACUGACAAGGUCGGUGGCGCCGAGGACGAUCUUGAGGAUCAAUACGAAGAUGCUCAGGGUGGUCUCUCCACCGAACAGGCCAAGAGUGCUGUUGAUGGCGUCGCCGAUGAGGUAGACGACGAUGCCAAGGACACCGCCGAAGAUGGCAAGAUCGACCUUGAAGACAAUGUCGAAGACGCCAAAGAUACCGCCGAAGACGCUGGUGAAGACGCCACUGAUACCCUCGAUGAGAAGGUUGAAGGUGCCAAAGACACUGCCGAAGACACCGCAGAGGAGGCCAAGGACACCGCCGAAGACGCGGCUGAAGAUGCCAAGGAGACUGCCGAGGACGCUGCCGAAGAUGUCGAGCAACAGAUCCCCGGCCUCGAGACCCUCGAAGGCUUGGUCUGCAACAAGCUCGGCUACAUCAUCGAUGAAGCCACCGGCAAGCCUGUUGGUCAACUUACCGAAGGCGACCCCAAGAAACUGUCUAAGCUCGGCGCAACACUCGACGACAAGGGCCAGUUCUGGGACAACCGCGGAAACGUGAUCGGCCAAGCCAAGGCGCUCCCGAUCGAGGAGGACGAAGGCGAAGAAGGCCCCUUCUCCGGUCUUGAAGGCCUCGUCGUCGGCGAAGACGGCUUUGUCGAAGAUGAGAACUCGACUCGCGUUGGCCGCUUAAUCGAAGGCGACGCGAAGAAGCUGAGCGGCCGUGGCGUUGACGAGGAUGGUGAAAUCCUCGACCGUAAGGGUAACGUUAUUGGGCGCGCUGAGCGCCUCGAACCCGAGGAGGAGCCUGAGGAAGAGGCUGGACCUGAUUUCUCUGCUGUCAAUGGCCUCACCUGUAAUAAGGCUGGCUAUGUUAUCGGACCCGACGGGUACCCGAUUGCCCGUGUUGUCGAGGGUAACCCUAAGGAGCUUGCCGGUAAGAAGAUCGAGGAUGGCGAGAUCUACGACGGAAAGAAGGUCGUCGGUCGUGUUGAGCUUAUUCCUGAGGAUGAGCUCGAGAGCAAGCCGGAGGGUCCCUUCGCUGGUAUGGAGAGCCUCUUUGUGACUAAGGAUGGAUUCGUCGAGGAUGAUGAGGGAUCUAUUGUUGGUAAGCUUAUCGAAGGUGACGCUAAGAAGCUUCGUGGUCGUGCUGUCGACGAGGACGGCGAGAUCACCGAUAAGUACGGCAAUGUUAAGGGUCGUGCUGAGCCCUACGAGGCUCCCGAGGAGGAGGCCCCUGCUGAGGAAGACCUAUCUAUCCUCGAGGGUAAGGUUGUCAAUAAGUCUGGCAACGUUGUUGACCCCGCCACCGGUGCUGUCGUUGGACGUAUUGUCGAAGGUGACAAGCGCCUCGCUGGAUGUAAGGUCGACGGCCUAGGCCAGAUCUGGGGCGAUAACGGCAAGGUUGUUGGACGCGCCGAGCUUAUUCCCGGUGCUGAACAGCAUAAGGCCGAAGGAUCAUUCUACGGUUUCGAUAACGCUGUCGUCGGCAAGGACGGAGUCGUUCAGGACGGCGAGAAGAUCAUCGGACGUCUGAUCGAAGGCGACGCUAAGCGCCUUCUCGGCCGUAAGGUUGACGAGGAGGGUGAUGUUCUCGAUAAGAACGGCAACACGAUCGGUAAGGCCGAGCGCUGGGAGCCCGAGGAGAAGAAGCGUGAUGUCAACCCCAUGUCUGGGCGCAAGAUCAAUAAGGAGGGUGAAGUCCGCGAUGCGGACGGCAACCUCAUUGGAAAGCUGACUUCGGGUAACCUCGCCACGCUGGUCGGCAAGGCUAUUGAUGAUAACGGCUAUGUUGUUGACAAUGAUGGCAACAAGAUUGGUGAAUGCACCUUGCUCGAGAACAUCCCCGAGCCCGAGGAGGAGGAAGAGGAAGGCCUAACAGCCGAAGAGCAGGAGGUUGCGGCGAAAGCCGAGUCCGACCGCCAGCUCGCCGAAAAGAUGAUCUCCAUCCUCAGCCAGACUCUUGAUCGAGUCAAGCCUGUCUGCAAGCAGAUCACAGAGGCCUGCGAGAAAGCCGACCGCACCUCGAAGGAGGAGCUUGAUGAGGAGAAGCUUGUUCAAACCGUCAAGCCGCUCCUCGAAGAAGGCGGCCGCAUUCUGCAAGAGUGCAACGGAGCCAUCCGCGCACUCGACCCCGAUGGACGCAUUGCUGCUACCGCAAAAGCGCGCGCUGCUUCCCGCGAUGCCACUCCCGAGGAGUAUCAACUUGCCGACAUGAUCAAGGAGCUCACUGAGACGGUUAUCAAGACUAUUGACAACGGCAAGAAACGCAUCUCUGAUAUGCCUCACGCCAAGAAGAAGCUGAACCCCCUCUGGGGUUUGCUCUCUGAGCCCUUGUUCCAGAUCAUCGCUGCCGUUGGCUUGUUGCUUACCGGUGUCCUUGGGCUGGUUGGUCGUCUGCUUGAUGGUCUUGGUCUUGGUGGACUGUUGAAUGGUAUCCUUGGCAGUCUUGGAUUGGACAAGUUGAUUAAUGGACUUGGUCUGGGAGGUUUGACUGAUUCUCUUGGACUUGGUGGAAAGAAAUGA
This is a messenger RNA of Penicillium samsonianum, 3459 nucleotides long. RefSeq names its product LEA domain protein. The record is from RefSeq and is a predicted model, not a curated record. Bases 1 to 3459 code for a protein of 1152 amino acids. Lineage: Eukaryota; Fungi; Ascomycota; Eurotiomycetes; Eurotiales; Aspergillaceae. The transcript has a single exon.